Messenger RNA from Penaeus indicus, 1205 nucleotides. Its product is annotated as protein obstructor-E-like. Gene Ontology annotation, molecular function: chitin binding. NCBI's taxonomy places the organism in Eukaryota, Metazoa, Arthropoda, Malacostraca, Decapoda, Penaeidae. Gene Ontology annotation, cellular component: extracellular region. The record is from RefSeq and is a predicted model, not a curated record. The transcript is spliced from 5 exons. Bases 1 to 804 code for a protein of 267 amino acids.
AUGUACGUGUACCUGCAGUCCUUGAGUUCUUCGCUCACUUUCCUGGCCUGGAUUCGGAGGUACACUGACCUCCGCUCACGACCGAUCGACUUUGGUCACUUCGCGUCUCGCAAUACUCGCUCGCUGGCUCUCUGUGUUUCUUCUCUUAGUGCCUGUGAAAAGCUGCCCCAGGGACCCUCCGUGACGUACCCUGAGAUCACGUCCUGCCCCGAGAGCUAUGGCCUGCAGCUGUACCAUCACCCCGCCAGCUGCAACCAGUUCUACAAGUGCGCCAACGGCACCCUCACCCUGGAGACCUGCGAGAACGGCCUGCUGUUCGACGGCAAGGGCGCCGUGCACAACCACUGCAACUACCACUGGGGCGUCGACUGCCAGGGACGCGAGGCUGAUGUGACCCCCAUCGCCCGUGGUAUCUGCGAAUUCUCCUUCGGUAUCUUCUCCAACGGCCCCUGCGAGACCUACUACACCAAGUGCUCCUACGGAGAGCCAGAGGAAUUCCCCUGCACGCCCGGACUCGCCUACGACGAAAGGAUCCACGGCUGCAACUGGCCCGACCUCCUGGAGUACUGCGUCCCCGAGGAGGUCGUCGGCUUCAAGUGCCCAGCUUACGCCGAACCUGGCAGCCUCGCCGCCCGGUUCGAGCCCUUCCCCAGGUACUCGGCUCGUGACUGUGGCCGCUACAUCAUCUGCGUGGACGGAAACCCAAGACUCAUCGGGUGCGGGGACUAUACUGUCUUCAACGAGGCUACUCUGACCUGCGAAGACCCCGAAUAUGUGCCCGAGUGCGCCAACUACUUCAAGUAAACAACAAAGGAGAUGUUGCCAGGAAUGAAAUAACAUCUUUGGCGUUCAUUAACAUCCUUAGAGAGAACAUCUUUCAACAGUCUUCAGUUCUUUUUGGAAAUAAAUUAAUCAACUUAUAUUUGUGUAUGUAUAUAUAUAUGUAUGUACGUAUGCAUGUAUGUAUGUAUAUAUAUACAAAUGUACAUAGAGUAUAUCAAAUUAUAUGAGAUUAUAUAUAUUUUUUCUGUAUAUUUCCAACUUGUGCCAUCAACUCUAUUUAGAUUUUUUUAUUUCUUAUUUUUAUCCUUUCUUUAAUUAUUUCGCAAUUUCUGUAAUCUUCAAAAGACUGUAAUGAAACCUGACGUAUAUAAGAAUUGUCUCCAUUUUUUCUGUAUUUCGGAAAUAAAAGAAUAUCAGAUCGA